Molecule: messenger RNA, 1101 nt
Organism: Penicillium vulpinum
Lineage: Eukaryota; Fungi; Ascomycota; Eurotiomycetes; Eurotiales; Aspergillaceae
Product: alpha/beta hydrolase
Exons: 2
Coding region: 1-1101 (366 amino acids)
Source: RefSeq, a predicted model, not a curated record
AUGCAUGUGAAAACGGGAUUGUUGUUAAUGUGGGCAAUGGCUGCGGCUUCAGGCUGGUGCGGGGAGGUGCCAGCUCGGCGAUCGUAUAUGUAUGUUGGAGGGCAAUAUAUUCCGAAUAAUGCUGGCGAGCAUGUCUUUGCGAAUCAGAUGUAUGUGGAAAAACUUACUCCGACCACGGGCGUUACCAAGCCAUAUCCAAUUGUCUUCAUCCAUGGACAAGGUCAAACAGGCACUAAUUGGCUUAACAAGCCCGACGGAGGUGAAGGCUGGGCCUCCUACUUUCUUUCUCAAGGAUACGCAUGCUAUAUAAUUGAUCAAACCUUCCGCGGCCGCAGUGCCUGGUUCCCUGGCAAUGGAACGCUGAGCACCUACAGUGCCGAGCUGGUGCAACAGCGCUUCUCUGCAUCGAAGCUGUACAAUCUCUGGCCACAGGCGUCGCUGCACACCCAAUGGAACGGGACGGGCCUCAUGGGCGACCCAAAUUUCGACGCUUACUAUUCCUCGACGGUCGAGUUCCUUAGUUCAGCAACCUAUCAGCAGUCCACCGUCCAGGCCGCUGGCGCCGCCCUGCUCGACACCAUCGGAUCUCCGGUAAUCCUCCUCUCCCACUCCCAGGGCGGAUCUAUGCCCUGGCUCAUUGCAGAUGUGCGCCCGAAUCUCGUCCACUCGAUUGUCUCGAUCGAACCCAGCGGCCCUCCAUUCCAGGACGCCGUCUUCGGCAACUCCUCCGCACGCGCUUACGGACUUACUGAUAUCCCACUAACCUACUCGCCCCCCGUGGCUGAUCCGGUUGAUCUCGUGAAAUACGUUAUCCCUUCCAACUCGCCCUUGUAUUCCGACUGUGUAAUCCAGGCCGAUUCCCCCGCACCGAGACAGCUCGUCAAUCUCGCUCAUGUGCCCGUCCUAGUCCUGACCAGUGAAUCGUCUUACCAUGCGCCGUAUGACUGGUGUACGGUACGGUUUCUGCAACAGGCAGGCGUCCCGGCGCAACACCUCCAGCUGGGGGAUAUCGGUAUCCAUGGAAAUGGACAUAUGGUGUUCAUGGAAAAGAAUAGUCUGCAAGUUGCCGCUGUUCUACAGCAUUGGAUGGAGCAGACUUGA